AUGCUGCUCCAACACUCUGUGGGGAGCCUGCAAAAUUUGGAGGCUCUUGCAGAGAUCCACAAGCUAGGAGAGCUAGGAAAUCACGCUGGCCCAGUUGAGCCAUCUGCUGGCCUUUCAAUGGGCGGCUCCAGCGACGGCUGUGCAGAUGGCCGUCCUGCAGUGAAGACAACCAGGUGUGACUCCACCACCGCAGCCAUGGCCUUUCUCUCCACCCUGAAGUUCAGUAUCGAUGAUAUCGAUGGCGAUGCUGCUAGCCUGGAGGACUGCUUGGGGAAGGGCCGCUGCCCAGGUUGCUCAAAGUGGGCGCGCCUCUACUGCCCCCACUGCGUUCGGAGCGUCGUUCCAAUUCCGGAGCCACUCCACCUUGGGCUACAGGUGCUUAUCUUCCGACACCCGAAGGAGGCCGCUGCCAAGUCUUCUGCGACGCCUUUGCCACUGCUGUCUCCGGAUGUGCAAGUCAGCGAGUGGCGACCUCCCUGUGGCUCCCAGGAUCUCUUGUUCCUGCAGAGCCCUGGGACGUGGCUGGUCUACCCAAGUGAGUCUGCAGUUGACGUUUCUCAUGUGAAGUGGGAGGAAGUUCAGCGCAUUGUCCUGGUGGACAGCCGGUGGAAGCAUGCCAGGACGGGGCUGUCCGGGAAGGCAUCACAGAUUUCUGGGAUCUUCGAUUUUGUUGUUUUCUUCUGCUUUCAGGCCCAGGCCAUCCUCGAAGACGAGGAGUUGAAGUUGCGUGCCCUUCCCGCCAUGAAGUUUGGUCCGGAAUCUUCGGCUCCUUCACGCUUCUGGCGAUCUGCGACUGAAAGGCUGGCCGACGUCCAAGGUCUCCUCUCCACUGCGGAAUGUUUGCACCGCAUUCUCAAAGCACGAAGCCUGGGACCCGGCCUGGGAGACACGUCGCAGAGACUGGAUGACUUGCUUUUCUUUUUUGCCCUCCGUCUGCGACUUGUCAUUCAAGAGUAUGCAGAGGAUCCGGACCGCUGUUGCCCUUGGUGCACGGAGGCCGAGCGACGCAAGUGUGUACACGAGGGAAAUGAGCGGAAGCGCCAAGAGGCUCUGGACUGCCAAGAGGGCUGA
Symbiodinium natans is the source of this 1071-nucleotide messenger RNA. Lineage: Eukaryota; Dinophyceae; Suessiales; Symbiodiniaceae. The record is from the annotation of a GenBank genome assembly.